CCUGGACCACGCGGUGUGGACGGAAGACCAGGACCUGAUGGCAUCGGUGUAACCACCGGUCCGAAUAGCCGUGGAGGAUGCAUCCAAUGCCCACCUGGACCACCUGGACCACCAGGCCCACCGGGAAGGCUUGGACCACCAGGACCACCUGGUCGUCCUGGCCCACCAGGUCCAGGAAGCGGUGGAAUGGGACCACCAGGACCACCUGGUGCACCAGGAGACAUGGGACCACCAGGCUCAAACGGACCACCAGGACCUCCAGGACCACCUGGCAAGAACGGGCAAUC
Messenger RNA from Anisakis simplex (herring worm), 287 nucleotides. NCBI's taxonomy places the organism in Eukaryota, Metazoa, Nematoda, Chromadorea, Rhabditida, Anisakidae. The record is from the annotation of a GenBank genome assembly.